Nerophis ophidion (straightnose pipefish) is the source of this 2423-nucleotide messenger RNA. RefSeq names its product follistatin a (gene fsta). Gene Ontology annotation, biological process: regulation of BMP signaling pathway; multicellular organism development; negative regulation of activin receptor signaling pathway. The transcript has 5 exons. The record is from RefSeq and is a predicted model, not a curated record. The coding region runs from base 311 to 1414 and encodes 367 amino acids. Gene Ontology annotation, molecular function: activin binding; protein binding. NCBI's taxonomy places the organism in Eukaryota, Metazoa, Chordata, Actinopteri, Syngnathiformes, Syngnathidae.
CACUUUUGUCUGCCGGACAACAAAGACCACCCGGAAGCACGUGAGUGACAUCUUUUAUAGUCCAAAGAUCUUAUUUUUGUGCGGGGAGAAAGUUGUCACCUGACUGCGAGUGAAAAACUUUGCACAAAAAAAAAAAAAGGGAAAAAAAGAGGGGAGGAGAAGAAGGGGAAAAGUCUCCCCACGCCCACAGGAUCCCGCCCACCAGAGACAGUGAAGCCGAGACCCUUAUAGACUUAAAACGAAGCUGUGUUCUCCCGCGGACACUUCUUGACGUGAACGUUACUUCUGCAACUUGUGCUCCUGCGCCAUCAUGUUUGGGAUGCUGAGACAUCUUCGGCCGGGCUUCUUCUUCUUCGUCUUCUUCUGCCUCCUCGUGGAGCAUCACAAAGUUCAAGCGGGCAACUGCUGGCUGCAGCAGGGCAAGAACGGCCGCUGCCAGGUGCUCUACAUGCCGGGCAUGAGCCGGGAGGAGUGCUGCAGGAGCGGCAGACUCGGCACGUCGUGGACGGAGGAGGACGUCCCCAACAGCACCUUGUUCAGGUGGAUGAUCUUCAACGGUGGAGCCCCCAAUUGCAUACCUUGCAAAGAAUCGUGCGACAACGUGGACUGCGGCCCCGGCAAGAGGUGCAAGAUGAACCGGAGGAGUAAACCGCGGUGCGUGUGCGCGCCGGACUGCUCCAACGUCACGUGGAAGGGACCCGUGUGCGGCUCGGACGGCAAGACCUACAAGGACGAGUGCGCCUUGCUCAAGGCCAAGUGCAAAGCCCAGCCGGACCUGGACGUGCAGUACCAAGGCAAAUGCAAAAGUAGGUGCACGCGCGCACACACGCCAAUGCACCUUCUAAAGUUGUUUCCCCCCGCCCCCCGUGCAGAAACGUGCCGUGACGUGCGGUGCCCCGGCAGCUCCACCUGCGUGGUGGACCAGACCAACAACGCCUAUUGUGUGACAUGUAAUCGGAUUUGUCCCGAGGUGACGUCACCCGAGCAGUACCUGUGCGGCAACGACGGGAUCGUGUACGCCAGCGCGUGCCACCUGAGGCGCGCCACCUGCCUGCUGGGCCGCUCCAUCGGGGUGGCCUACGAGGGCAGAUGCGUCAAGGCCAAGUCAUGCGAGGACAUCCAGUGCAGCGCCGGCAAGAAGUGUCUGUGGGACGGCCGCAUGAGUCGAGGACGCUGCUCGCUGUGUGACGAGACAUGUCCGGAGAGCCGGACGGAGGAGGCAGUGUGCGCCAGCGACAACACCACCUACCCCAGCGAGUGCGCCAUGAAGCAAGCCGCCUGCUCCGUGGGGGUGAUGCUGGAGGUCAAACACUCUGGAUCUUGCAACUCCAUCACAGAAGAACCGGUGGAGGAUGAUGAGGAAGAUGAAGACUACAAGGCCUUUGUCCAUUUAUCAUCUGUACUGGAUGGAUAGACCCCUCUCCCCUCACCCUCAUAUGACACCACCCCCUUCAGUAUGUCCAUACUGUACAUUAUGUGUAUGCUUAUUUAUUUUUGAAACAAAAAGGAAGUAUACAUAUAGUUCAGUCUGCUAGAUGUUUAUUUAUACUUUUGUUGUGUUUUCUAAUUUAUACAUUUACUAUGUCAGGCGUACGAUUAUUAUUACCACUCUCCCUUUGUUUUUUUGUGUGCGUUCUUUUUUUUUUAUAUCAUGAAGAAAUAUAUUUGUCCAAAGAGAAACAGUGUUAUUUAUUAGUAAUUUUCUUGAACGUGCAAGUACAAAAGCUGUAAAUGGCAUUCCGCUUUCAUUCAGCUGUGAAAACAAAACAAUCAAAAAAAGUUGCUUGUCGCCGUCAAAUCUCUAUCACAGGUGUUUAUGUCACACUUACGCAAAUGCAUGUUUAAGCUGUGUGUUUAUUUAUUGGGAAUAUAUCUUUUUUUAUGUACAGUUUCUGGUUUGUUUACAGAUCACAGUAACUGACCAAAGGGAUUCUCUCAAUGGUUUUUCAACAAAAAAGAAAAGAAAAAAAGGACGCAGCAGUAAUUACGUUUUUCCCUUCCUGGUUUUCAAUUCACCUUUAGGCCUUUUAGGAUUGUAGAUCUUGUAAACACAAAAGAGGUACGUUUGGCGAUGAUACUUGAUGGAAACAAUGUGCCAUUUAACGUGUGUGUGUUUGUGUGUGUGUGUGCGUGUGUGUGCGUGUAUGUGUGUGCGUGCGUGUGUGGGUGUGGCUGUGUGCGUCUUAUUCUUCGCCAAUAUUGCUCUUUCAGAGCUCCAAUAAGAUGAACUGCAGUAUUUGACAAUAAUAUUUCAUCUUUCUCUCUCUCAGUUUUAUUGUCCAAACAUCACAAGAGAAAUACACAAAUUCUCUUAUGAAUAUAUAGUUUUGUAUUUUUUAUGUAAAUGUCAUAUGUACAUAACAAAGUUUGAGGGUAUUUGUACAGAUAUGAAAAGUAAAACAAUAAAAGUUUUUUUUCCCUUA